Molecule: messenger RNA, 2797 nt
Organism: Cydia pomonella (codling moth)
Lineage: Eukaryota; Metazoa; Arthropoda; Insecta; Lepidoptera; Tortricidae
Gene: muc
Product: dihydrolipoyllysine-residue acetyltransferase component of pyruvate dehydrogenase complex, mitochondrial
Exons: 10
Coding region: 117-1622 (501 amino acids)
Biological process (GO): pyruvate decarboxylation to acetyl-CoA
Cellular component (GO): pyruvate dehydrogenase complex
Molecular function (GO): dihydrolipoyllysine-residue acetyltransferase activity
Source: RefSeq, a predicted model, not a curated record
CUACUUUAUCUGUGAUUUCAACGACCUACAAAUCAGAAAAGGUCGAUCCUACGGUUUAACAUAAAACCGUCCAGAUCAUCAGGACGGCAUAGAUUUAGCUUCAUCCAGAAUCAAACAUGUUGCGAACGAUUGUAUUACGAAACCAGUUACUAAACAAUAGCUUAAAUAAAGUGGUCAGGAGCAAUAUCACGAGAUGUGUAAGCACCGAGUUGGCCCGUCGAAAGCACCCUAGCAAAUUACUCUCAGCAUCACAUGUGAAGCGAGUGCUCGCCGCCCCACAAUGGACCCCACAGCUGAGACACUACUCCGACCUGCCCACACAUUCGAAGGUCAACCUCCCCGCGCUGUCGCCCACCAUGGAGAGUGGCUCCAUCGUCAGUUGGGAGAAGAAGGAGGGAGACAAACUCAGUGAAGGCGACCUGCUCUGCGAAAUCGAAACAGACAAGGCGACCAUGGGCUUCGAGACCCCCGAAGAAGGCUACCUGGCCAAGAUCCUCAUCCCAGCCGGCACCAAAGGCGUAGCCGUCGGCAAGCUGCUCUGCAUCAUUGUGGAGAACCAGGCCGAUGUUGCUGCCUUCAAGGACUUUAAGGAUGACUCCACUGGAGCCCCGGCGAAGCCCCCAGCUGAAAAAGCCCCGGCGGCAGCCGCCCCGGCCGCGCCGGGCGCGCCGGCCCCCGCGCCGGCCGCCCCCGCCGCGCCCGCAGCCCCCGCCCCCCCCCCCCCCCCCGCCGCCGCCGCCGCCGCGCCCGGAGGUAGGGUGUACGCGAGCCCCAUGGCCCGGAGACUGGCCGAGAUUAGGAACAUCCGGCUGGGAGGCACGGGCUCCGGCCUGUACGGGUCCCUGAAGAGCGGCGACCUGUCGGCCGCCGCCGCCGCGCCGCCCGUGUCCUUCGCCGUGCCCGCGCCCGCGCCCGGCGCCGCCUUCGUGGACAUCCCCCUGUCGGGCAUGAGGGAAACCAUUGCCAAGAGACUGAGCGCCGCGAAGCAGCAGAUACCUCAUUAUCAGCUUGUGGCCACGGUUAAUGUAGAGAAGACGCUAGAGAUGCGAGAGAAGAUCAACGCUAGAUUAGCUAAAGAAAGCCCCGGUGUCAAGGUGUCGGUGAAUGAUUUCAUCAUCAAAGCCGUGGCGGCGGCGUGCAAGCGCGUCCCCACCGUCAACUCGCACUGGAUGGAGACCUCUAUCAGACAAUUCUCGAACGUAGACGUGAGUGUAGCCGUAGCCACGCCCACCGGCCUAAUCACGCCCAUCAUCUUCAACUCCGACUCGCGCGGCGUCAUCGACAUCUCCAAAACCAUGAAGGAGCUCGCACAGAAGGCUAAGGACGGCAAGCUGCAGCCCCAGGAGUACCAAGGAGGCACCGUGACUGUCUCCAACCUUGGAAUGUAUGGCAUCACAAUGUUCAACGCGAUCAUCAACCCGCCGCAGUCGCUGAUCCUGGCGUGCGGAGGCGUGCAGGAGCUGGUUAUUCCUGAUGAGGAGGCCGAGAAAGGAUUCAGACUAGCCAAAUUCGUGUCGUUCACGGCGUCCGCCGACCACAGGGUGAUCGACGGCGCGGUGGGCGCCGAGUGGAUGAAGCAGUUCCGGCACAACAUGGAGGACCCCGCCAACAUCAUCCUGUGAACACUGAACAGCCCUACACGCCAGAUUUGUCCGCUGGACCGAUAAGCUCGCUGCACUGAAAAACCACUGAAAUUUAAUCGACAGGGAACGGUUUGCUAUAAAAUCCAAAGCGAUAUACAUGCGACUGUUCUGAUGAUUAAAUUUCGUUGCAGUUAAAAUAAUUAUUGACCCUUGGGGGCUAGAGUAAUGUUUACCCUACGCCCCUAAUAAUCCAAACGCACACAUGCACGACUUGGUGUGAUUUGUACAAAGCUUCUAGAUUAAUAGAGUUCAGAUACAUAUUAAUACACCGUCGGCGUCAUGUGAUUGUUUAUACAUAUUAGCAUUUAUUGAAAUUCAUUGGCAUAUAAUGUCUUUAGCUCGCUUGAGAUUGUACAUAUAUAAGUGUUAUCAUUGUUUUUAUUUUGCUUUUGUUAUUUAAUCAGUGUUUAUACGAGCUUUUACCAUACGGUCCAUUGUAUAAAUCGCGGGUUAGAAAUUAGUAACCUCAUCAUAUCCUUCGUUACCGUCGUUUAUAUUUAUUUUUAUUUUUUAUUCAUUGUUGAAUAGAAUCGAGGCUGUGUUUCAGCGUUGAACCUCCACAUUUUUGUAUUGAUAUUGUUGAAUAAUACAUUUUUGUAUACACAUAAGCACACAACAUCGAAGGAUGUGCGUUAUUUAAGGGUUAUUUAUUUAGUGUAAAUGAAAGAAUGAUUACGUACAAUUCAAUAGUAAGUGAAACUGCUCCGAGAUUUUUAUAGGUAUUGUUUCAAUAAAUUUGGAAUGCAUAUUCAUCGAAUGUAUUUUGGAGUACAGAUCUUUAUUUAUUUACUACUAGUGCCAGUUUGGGGACUGAAGUGAGCUUGGCCGAGUAGCUGGUGUACAUAUUGAACAAGUGCCGCACGCGUAGUAACAUAAAGGCCAAUUCAUAGUUUUUCAAUUUUCAACCUUACGCCGUACUUAAUACGAUCAAAUUUGUGACGCAAUUUUCUACAAAAUUGAAUCCGAUAGGCUAUUUUUAAUUGUGAACCUUAUUUGUAUUUAUUUACGAUUGAUUUUAAAACAGACUGGGUCUUUGUAUUAUUGAGCGUGCGUUGUGACUCGCCGCAAGAUAUCGUUUUGUUACCAUGCGUCGAGUUUUGAUGCCGAUAGAUGAUUUUAUGAAUGUUAGUAAAUAUAUUUUAUUUAUAAAUAAA